AUGUCUACUCAUAAGCAAAAAAAUUUGACGCUGUACGAUUUCGGUGUCACGACCAGCUAUCAACACCACCAUCAACUACAGCUACCACAACAUCAACAACAACAUCAUCAACAACAGCAGCUGAAACCAAACUACUUACCUUCCAAUCUACCACACGAAACAUCUACUAUUUGCGAUGCCUACCUAAAAAUUAGGGACGUCGGCCACCAAUCAGAAUCCACCAUUUGUGGUGGGAGGUCACGUGAGCGUCUUAUUCACCAAUCAGAGAGCGGUAGAGUUGAAAUCACGUUUUUAUACAGCGAGAAGGGCAAAGACAAUGAUGAUGACGAUGGCGAUGAUGAUGACGAUGACGAUGAUGGUAGAAACAAUGGUCAUGUUCGUUUCAUGCUAAAAUAUGAAGCGGUUGGUUGCGUUGAUCCGCUGCUCAACAAUCCCUUACUGACCAUGCUGAGAAGAGAGUCGAGGACGGCGGUCAUCAGUUGCAACUUCACCAACCAGGCCACCCACCCUCCUUCCUACCAACCGUCGGAACGAUCACAUGAUCACUUCAGAAAUGAUCUAAAUCCAAAUGGAUUCAAUACUAAAAUCCGGAUUUGGAUUCAGAUACCGCGGAUCUCAAAUUUCAGAAUCUGUGGCAUUCCUAUUGUUAUAACCGUGCUACCGAACGCACUAGAACAUUCUAGACGAGUAUUACAACACUAUAUUGUUUUCAUGUUGUGUUCUAUUGAUAUGUUUGCAAAAAUUUAUGAAGGGUUGUUUGUGGCCGUCAUAAUCGGGUUGUUCCUGGGGCUCCUCAUUGGUUUCCUCAUGCUGGCAGUCAUCGUGGCCUGCAACAGAAGACACAACAUGAAAAGAAGCGAGAUGAGUGUUGGUACUGGAAAGAUGGAUGGAAGGAGCAAGGACGAUGAAGGAAUGAAGUAUGAAGUUAGAGUGUUAAGAUGUGACCAGGCACUCGUCAACGAUCCUGACUACAACUGCAACCUCGGCAACAUCAUCAAUAACAACAACGGAGACAACAGUAAAAACGUCAGUAGCAACAACGACAAAAAAAAUCAGUUCAUCGGUUGCAAGUACGACACGAUAACCGCGCAGCCACAACUCCUCGACAUCACCAACUUCGAUUUAAACCAACAACUUUUGCAACCAAAUGUUGUUCUAUAUGAUGCACAAUACACUUCACAACAUCAACAACAAAACACAAAACAACCGUUUCAUCAAGGCUAUCAACAACUGCAACAACAACAACUGCAACAGCAACAAUUGCAGCAACAACAACUGCAACAACAUUUACCAAAGGAUGAUGACACGAACCAAUUCAUCAACUUUACAACGCUGACAAGGAAACAAAUGAAAAAUUCCUUCGAAAUGCUCAACAAUUUUUCAAACAUUCACCAGAGCAGUGAAAGUUUCCAGCACGCCCCACGCCGAUCACCACACAACAUCAGCAACGGCAGCCGCCACAACAACAACAGACGCAAUCUUAUGGACUGUACGAAAAACCUCCAUGCUAUAACGUCUGCUGCGGUUGAAAGCGACAAACUUUUUGAUUUAAUAUUCAAUAACUUUUGUUUGUUGAAUUCGUUUCAUUACAUACCUGUAUAA
Messenger RNA from Helobdella robusta, 1602 nucleotides. RefSeq lists its product as hypothetical. The transcript is spliced from 7 exons. The record is from RefSeq and is a predicted model, not a curated record. Lineage: Eukaryota; Metazoa; Annelida; Clitellata; Rhynchobdellida; Glossiphoniidae. The coding region runs from base 1 to 1602 and encodes 533 amino acids.